This is a messenger RNA of Drosophila arizonae, 1345 nucleotides long. RefSeq lists its product as uncharacterized. The record is from RefSeq and is a predicted model, not a curated record. NCBI's taxonomy places the organism in Eukaryota, Metazoa, Arthropoda, Insecta, Diptera, Drosophilidae.
UCGAAAUAUAAAAACUUACAAAAUCAAAUAAAAAAUAUCAAAAUACUUUUUUUUUUUUUUGUCUAUAGAUUUCUGAAAUUUUUGUCAGUCAAUCGCGAUGCAGGCCCAUCAUGCAAUGCCGGAUUUCCGGUGCCGGAAUAAUUGCCAGCACAAGGAGUGCCAGCGGCAUGCCCCGCUGGGCAUCAUAGACCAGCACACGCAAUGCAAAUGCUUGGGUGAAGUGAAUGCCUCAUCGAUAUUUUUGGAGAAUGUGCUCGACUUGGCCAAUUCAUUGGCCCAAAUAAUGAUAAUUUGCGGCCUGCACGAAUGCAAGGCCAAGUCCACAGUUGACAUUAUAACGUAUGCCUUUCUGCACUACGAUCAGGUGUGCUACUGCAUUGACACGGUGCCCAAGAAACGGCUACGAAAAGAGGACAUCUUCCACGAGUUGGGCAAAAAGUCAUUGAUGAACAAGGUGGAGGCCCACCUCGCCUACAACAUCAUCAAGCGCGGCUUCAAGGCCUUCUACUACGAGCCCAAGCAGGAGCUGACCUACGAUGAUCAGGGCAGGCCCAGCUACAAUGACGAGUGCGUCUGGGUGCAUGCGGCACGUAAGACAGCCGAGAGCUAUGCACGAUUCGACGGCCUAUCCUGCAAUGAGCAGAUGGCGUAUGAGGCCAAGAUCAAGAUCGUCUAUAAGAAGUUCUACGAUCGCAUGCAGACCCGCAAGCGCCAGCCGGAGGGUGAUGACUGUAACUGUUGCUUCUGCGCCAAGAAGCGUGGACAUCUUGUCUAUGCCAAGGAGCCGGUGCCCUGUAGCACGAAACGCAAGCCAAAGCACGUGUGCCCCUAUUGCUGCAAGAAGAAGCAGAAGCAAUCAUACACCCAUCCCGCUCGCCCGUCAACCAAGUGCCCCAAGUGCCACAAGUCACGCAAGUUCUGCUGCUGCACCAAGAUGGACUUCAAUCUGCAAUGGGUCAAGAGUAUCUGGGAUCGUCCCGAUUUCAAUCAGUAUUACAAGAACGAAAUCGCCGAGAUCGAACAGCGUCUGGUCAAGGGCUCCUGCUGGCUGCCACCAGAGCCAAUUGGCGCAGAUGGCGGCGAUGGCGAAGAGGSCGAGGAGGAGGAGGAAUUCUCACCGGAAGCACAAUUGGCUUUAGGUGGCAAGAACGUGGGCCUCCUGCCCAAGGAGGAUGAAGAAGAGCCAACAGAAGCUCCGCCUCCAGCUGCUGAGCCCGAGCCAGCUGCCGAGCCACCCAAGGAAGAGGACCAAUAAACCGUCAGCAAAAUACGCACUAAAUUUUACCAAAACGGAUUUCAUUUGGAAAUCAACAGUCUCAUUAAAAAUUCUAUGUACUCUUUCAAU